AUUUAUACCCCAAAAAACUUUUCUUUGUGAAUAUAUCGCUAGCAAUGGCGACCAGGCUUUUCCUGCUUAUGCCUGCUAUGGCCCUGCUCUGCCUCUCCGUUUCCGGUAAUUCCACGGAGUACACCGUCGGCGGUCGCGCCGGCUGGGAUAUCAGUGCCGACCUCGCUUCUUGGGUCGCCUCCAAGAUCUUCUAUGUUGGAGACUCUCUAGUGUUUCAGUACUCACGAUACCACAGCGUGAGCGAGGUGGACAAAGCCGGGUACGAGAGCUGCGACUUGGCCAGCCCGCUGCUGACGAGCAGCAACGGCAACACGACGGUGGAGCUGACGGCGGCUGGAGACCGGUACUUCGUGUGCGGGAACCAGCUGCAUUGCCUGGGAGGGAUGAAACUCAGCGUGAGCGUGGCGGAAAACGAGACCGCCGCCUCCGCGGAGGGUCUGUCGCCGACGACAUCAACGGCGCAGGCAGAGAGUCCGGCGACGCUGCCGUUCCCGAGCGAUGGUUCGCCGUUCUCGAGUGGCUCUCGUGGUCGCGUCGCGAGUUGCAUGUUGGUGUGCGCUUGGAGUGCGGUGGGAUCGUUGGCAAUUUUAUUAUGAGCAAAAUAAAUAUUAAUUACAGAUAUUGUGCAGCAAUUGUGUUGGUUAAUGUCCUCCUGAUAUUUUCUCAUCAUUUUGUGAUAUAAAUGUUCAAAUUUUAAAUAAAUCUCUUGGGACCAACUUGACUUUUGUUA
Messenger RNA from Zingiber officinale, 730 nucleotides. Its product is annotated as stellacyanin-like. The transcript is spliced from 2 exons. Lineage: Eukaryota; Viridiplantae; Streptophyta; Magnoliopsida; Zingiberales; Zingiberaceae. Gene Ontology annotation, cellular component: plasma membrane. Bases 45 to 596 code for a protein of 183 amino acids. Gene Ontology annotation, molecular function: electron transfer activity. The record is from RefSeq and is a predicted model, not a curated record.